Messenger RNA from Cicer arietinum (chickpea), 1575 nucleotides. RefSeq lists its product as uncharacterized. The record is from RefSeq and is a predicted model, not a curated record. Lineage: Eukaryota; Viridiplantae; Streptophyta; Magnoliopsida; Fabales; Fabaceae.
AUAACAAAUUCUCUUAUAAUCAAUCACCCAAAAAAUAUCAAAUUCUCUUCCUUUUUUCUGACAUUUAACAAAUCCUGUCAUAGUUUAACCAAACCCAUCACAUUGUAUUACCAUUACAUAACACAUAAUGGCAAAUCUAUAAAUUUAAUUCAUUCAUCUUUUGUGUUAUUUGAUGAUCAUGAACCAUUUCUUCUAACCUUACCAUCCAAGAAAUCAUUUUAGAGAAUUAAUUCGAUGACGUUUGCAGAAGGGGAUAACAGCGUUAACGACGAUGCUCGUAUAACGGAGGAGGAGGUAGACCCAUUAAUCCAUCAUACUCACGAUAACAACGUUAACGACGACGGUGGUGGUGGUGGUGACUACGUUAAAUUGAGACAGGGCCCUCACGAUGCCACACCACCACCUUUGCGGUAUUGGAUUAAAUUGGGGGUGUCUCUUCUCUUCAUUAGUCUCUUGGGUCUUGUUAUUUUCCAAUGGCUUGGACCUUUUUUCAUUCAAAAGGUGUUUAUUCCGGUAAUAAAUUGGCAGAAAGACACAUUCACCUCUUCACAGUUAGCUGUUAUAGUGUUUGCUUCGAUAGCGAUAUUUCCUACCAUACUUUUGCCAUCCUCGCCUUCUAUGUGGGUUGCUGGGAUGACAUUUGGUUAUUUUUACGGUUUCUUGCUAGUAAUGUCUGCAGCAGCUGUGGGAGUUUCACUCCCAUUUUUCAUUGGCUCAAUCUUCCAUCAUAAAAUUGCAGAGUGGUUAGAUCAGUAUCCAAAGAAAGCUUCUGUUUUAAGAGCUGCUGGUGGAGGAAAUUGGUUUCACCAGUUUCGUGCAGUUGCUUUAAUCAGGAUUUCUCCAUUCCCUUACAUAAUCUACAACUAUUGUUCUGUGGCAACAAAUGUCCAGUAUAGUCCUUACUUGUGUGGAUCUUUGGUAGGAAUGAUGCCAGAAGUAAUUGCUUCAAUCUACAGGGGAAUUUUGAUCCGAGCAUUGGCUAACAUCUCACACAAAACACUCACUCUAUCUGCUCCGCAAAUUGCUUUCAAUGUUGUUGGCUUCUGCAUAUCUGUAUCUACAAUAAUAUUUUUCACACUCUAUGCUAAGAGGAAACUCAAGGAGUUGCAAAAAGAGGAUGAACAACUACUGAAAUAAUAUUCAAUAGCUUUAGACUGAAUUUCAUCGUUGCCUUGCUGCACAAGGCAGUUACUACUAUCUCAUAUUAGCUCGUAAUAUAUUAAUUGAUUGAUGCACAUGCACACUGCAAAGUUGGGUGAGGUCUUAUUACUUGCGUAACUUCGUCUACGAGAGAAUGGAUCGUUCAAUGUUCGUAACAGCAAGAAAGGUUUACCGAGGAACAAGCUGACACGACAAAUGUUAGUAUUUUGCUUUAUUCUUCCUUAGGUUGUCUACAAAUACACUCUUCUUUUUUUGGUUUUUUCAUUCAUCUCCUCGACUCUGUAUAUGAAUGAUAUUUUUACGGUAAUUGUGAAGUAUCGCCGUCAUGUACAUAUUGGCCUACAUAUAUUUCUCUAUAUAUAUGACAUUGGUUUCACACUAGUAUUAUAUAAAAAUAAAAAUUUAAUUCAUAGA